Cercopithifilaria johnstoni is the source of this 1938-nucleotide messenger RNA. NCBI's taxonomy places the organism in Eukaryota, Metazoa, Nematoda, Chromadorea, Rhabditida, Onchocercidae. The record is from the annotation of a GenBank genome assembly.
AUGGACAAAACACAUCGGACUUCUCGAAUACUUAUAAUUGUUGGUGUCUUGAGUGUUUUAAAUGCCUUUUUGGCCGGUUGUAUUCAAGCGGAGAAAUCGUAUCAUACGGAACACUUCACCAAUACUCACUGGAUCACUAUCAUAUCACUUUUUGCUGGUAUCGCUUCAUUUAUCUGUCCAUCUUUCAACCAUUUUUCCACUUCAUUCAUCCUUGCUAUCAUCAUGAAUAUAUUCGCCCUGGCUAUUUGUUCUGCUACAGUCAUUGCUGAUUUUUUUAAUGUAAUUUCUAUUUACAAAGAUUUCGAUACAUUAAUAAAGAAUGCUUUUAUUACAAAGAUACAGGUAUAUGGAUUACUCAGUUACAGUGCAAUUGAUAUGGUCCUAAGUGCGAUAUCGGUAGCAUUAGUAGCACUGAUACUUUCAUCUUGUCAUCGUAACUUCGUGGAUAUUCUGAUGGAAAGACAUUCCCUAUUAUUAUCUGUGAUCGGUUGUGCUCUCAUUGUGACUUCAAUGCUUAAAUUUUUUUCUUGGACUGCUGAAUUAUACUUUUUACGUUCCCUUGGCAAUGUAAUUCGUUACACAUUCAUACAUUAUACCACAGAUGAACCACUAUGGAUUAUGCUUAAUAUCGCACUUGGUAUUUUGUGUAUACUACGAAUUCCAACAAAUUCCCCAACAAGAAUAAUAACUUUUUGUCUCUCUUCAAUAAGUAUUUAUCCAACUAUCACUUAUUUAUGGAUUGAUUAUCGAUGGUUUUCUAAUGCUGUGAUUUCUGGAACAACAUUUGCGAAAUGGACACCAAACUGGUUGUCAGUCCUUAGUUUAAGUACUGGCAUUAUCCACAUUUUGUUGUUGAUUAUUCUUAUUUUAACACUUAUCAGUUCAUGUAGACAGCCACUUCAUAUGAAUUUCUCUCCCCAGUUCAAAACAUUUCUCUUCAUCUCAGGUUUCAUAGCAGGUGCAAUUUCCAUUGCACUUUUUGCAUUCGAUAUUAUAUCAACUCGUUUGGAGGCAUUUUAUAAAAUUUUUCAUGGAAAUGAGCAAAAAACACCAUUCUUGACAACCUUAGCUACCGCAUUCCUAUUCUUUGCUUCCACGAAGGAGGUCAAUUUCUUCGUAAUCCCUGCAUUACUAACAACAUUACUAUUCUGUAUUCAAUCAACAACCUUUCUGCUAAUCUCAUACCUCUAUCUGUCAUGGAACGGAUAUUAUGUUGAUGAAGUAUGUGAAAUGUUUUAUCGUGGUUCCGCUUGGUGUACCGGUUAUUACUUGACUAUACCUGGCGUCAUAUCACAUUUCAUUGAAACACUUUUAUAUUUUUCUGUUUUUGUUACAUCAUGUGGUAUGAUUUACAUUAUCUGGCGAGUGAUACAAAUAAAUCAACGUCCUGCUAUCUAUAAUGUUGAUGAAAAAAGUAUUGCGGCUAUAAAAUUGGAAAAAUUAAUUGAGAAAAUUGGUUUGGCUUUAUUAACUGCUGGUGCCGGAGUGCUCAUCGCUACUACGUAUGAAUUUAUAUGGAAUUCAUCAAGGCAUCCGUUAAUUGUUCUGCUUACCUCACUUUAUCAUCUCUCUCUUACUAUAACUCUCCUCAUUUUUCCUCUCUAUCAGAUUGUCGUUAGUCGAGAACUAUAUGCAAACUUGUUGCAUUGCACAUGUCUCCUGAUGAUUAAUGCAGUUCGUUUCGUGGACAUCCUAACACAGUUGGACUACCGAAACAUUGGUGAAGCGACAAGUUGGUCGUGGAGAAUACACAAUACAGCGGAGGUGUUCGCAUUAGGUGCUCAUUUUGCAACAAUCGUAUGGUGUCUUAGGAUUCUUGACAUAGUUAACAAUAUUAGGAUUUCUCAUAUGCCGCAACUUUUUGUGGAAUUCAGGAAUCCAUUGAGUACAGAUGAGGUGGCUGUUCAUAAUUACACAUAUUCGUUUCAAGAUGUGUAA